GCCAGAUCUGUGCCUGGAGACCGUGAUCUCAACGUGCUCACUAUUCCAGUCAUGGACUGCAGCGAGCGGGGGGACCAUUAGGAGACGGUGGGCAAGAAAAAAAAAGGCGCUUUAUUUGCAACACACGGAGGAUGUUGGUGCUGUCUCACCACCCGGAUCGGACACAUGCUCCCUGACAAGCGGAAUUAUUACUAAUAGCUGCGCUUAUGUAAUCAAUGCGCCGGGUUGCUGUGUGUGUGUAUGUGGGGAGGGGGAAAUAGCACCCUGUAGAAUCUUCCCAUUUGACUUAAUAGAGAAUACUGUAUGCCAUAUGCUCUUAGAGGAACCUAUGACAACCCAUUUGUCCUGAUGCGACGCAUGUGAUGGUUGCGGUGGGACGGAUAUCCUUAAUUUUAUCCAAUAGGCGUCCUCAGGUUUUCUUUUUUCUUUUUUUUUUGUAGGACGGUUCUGCACCCCGUUCGUUCUGCGCUGACCUUAUCAGCAACGCUUUAAAUGGAGGAAACCACCGGUGGGAGUCAGUUUUGGACUGUGACUCGUCUGGAGAGGAAGAGGGGGCCUAUUCGGACUUGACCAUCUAAAACUCUGCAGGAUUUCCUCCUCUCAAGUCCAGAGGAAUACCUUCAAGUCCAGGGGGGCUACUGCUGGUCCUCUUGAGCGUUUUUCCCCCGCUCGCUCAUUGGCGCUCGUUGCAUCCGAGGGAAUGGUAGCCGCACCGCAGAUCCACGCAACUCUUUCUGAAUGUUUGGCAUUUUUCGCUGGCGAACAUUUUGACUUGUGAUCGAGAAAAGACGCGGACUGCAGCAGCCUCUAAUCCCUUUCACAUGGAGAUUUGUGCCUCGGUCGUACUGCAAAUCUUGAAAACGGGGACCAGGGCCCUGCUGCUUUUUCAUUCGAUCAACCUCAAUUUCUUUUAUUCGAGAAAAUGCAGAACACAAACAGCGGAUGAACUAUGAAUGCUGAACACAAUGAUCUCUUCCCUCCAGCGCCAGACAAUGAGAGGUCGUAGGCUGAAGGGGGCACUAUCCAACCCCCUCUUUGUGCUGCUUUUGGCCCUUCAGAUCCUGGUGGUGGCUGGGCUGGUUCGUGCUCAGACCUGUCCUUCCGUCUGCUCAUGCAGUAACCAGUUCAGCAAAGUCAUAUGCACGCGCCGCAGUCUAAGGGAUGUUCCAGAUGGCAUUUCUACCAACACUCGCUACCUGAACCUCCAGGAUAACCUCAUUCAGGUAAUCAAGGUGGACAGUUUUAAACAUCUGCGCCAUCUGGAGAUCCUACAACUGAGCAAGAACCACAUCCGCAGCAUUGAAAUUGGCGCCUUCAAUGGGCUGGCCAGCCUCAACACCUUGGAGCUCUUUGAUAAUCGGCUCACGACAAUCCCCAAUGGAGCAUUCGAGUACUUGUCCAAGCUGAAAGAAUUGUGGCUAAGAAACAACCCCAUCGAAAGUAUACCAUCUUAUGCCUUCAACCGGGUCCCCUCGCUUCGAAGGCUGGAUCUAGGUGAGCUCAAACGUCUCUCCUAUAUUUCUGACGGGGCUUUCAAGGACCUGAGCAAUCUCCGCUACCUGAACCUGGGAAUGUGCAAUCUCAAAGAGAUCCCCAAUAUCUUACCUUUGGUAAGGCUUGAAGAGCUAGAAAUGUCAGGUAACCAGCUUUCUGUUAUAAAGCCCAGUUCAUUUACAGGGCUAGUGAACCUCCAGAAGCUGUGGAUGAUGCAUGCCCAGAUUCAAACUAUUGAGAGGAAUUCCUUUGACGAUCUUCAGUCACUGGUAGAGCUCAACCUGGCUCAUAACAAUCUUACAUUUCUACCCCAUGACCUCUUCACACCGUUACAUCGCUUAGAGCGGGUCCACCUCCAUCACAAUCCUUGGAAUUGCAACUGUGAUAUUCUGUGGCUCAGCUGGUGGCUGAAGGAAACUGUACCAGCCAAUACCAGCUGCUGUGCACGUUGCCAUACUCCCUCAGCGUUGAAAGGUCGCUACAUUGGAGAACUGGACCACAGCUACUUUCAGUGUGAUGUCCCUGUUAUUGUGGAGCCACCCAGUGACUUGAAUGUGACCGAAGGCAUGGGUGCAGAGCUUAAAUGUCGUACAAGCUCGGUGACCUCCAUCAGCUGGCUCACACCAAACGGCUCACUGGUGACUCACGGGGCCUACAAAGUGCGUUUGUCUGUCCUCAAUGAUGGGACGCUGAACUUUACUAGCGUCACAAUGCAGGACACUGGGACUUACACCUGUAUGGUUAGCAACACAGCAGGCAACAUUUCUGCCUCCGCUGUGCUUAAUGUCACUUCUUUGGACAGCAGUGGGGUGACCUAUUUUACCACAGUCACAGUUGAGACCACUGACAUGAUGGGGGAGGAUAGCCAAACACCACUUCCCCCAUUUGGCUGGGUGUCUUCCUCAACAACAAAAGGUACUCCUGUUUCCACAAGGACCACAGAGCGGACUUACACCAUUCCAGUUCUUGAUCCGGAGGGAGAGGGAUCCCUGGAUGAGGUGAUGAAAACCACUAAGAUUAUCAUUGGCUGCUUCGUGGCCAUCACACUCAUGGCUGCUGUUCUGCUGGUUAUUUUCUACAAGAUGAGGAAGCAACACAACCAGCAGGAUCCCGAUGGCCCUGCCUCCUCCAUGGAGGUCAUUACCGUUGAAGAAGAGCUGGCAGGUGUUGCUGCCAUGGAGAGACACCUAUCGCUGCCCCCUCUGGAGCACUACAACCACUACAACACCUACAAGAGCUCUUAUCACCAUCCUCCUAUGCUCAGUACCAUACACAGCUCAGCCACACAGGAACCUUUACUGAUUCAAGCUUGCUCAAAAGACAAUGUACAAGAGACCCAAAUCUGAUUUUAAAUUUGACUAAAUGUCCAGCAUCAGCCGUUACACACUUGGAGUACAAUGGACCAAAACGCAAAGAUAAAAGAAAUUGAAUGCCAUUGACUUCACAGAGUUGAUGUCAAUUAUGGCGAUUAGUCAGCAUUUGGCAAAGGGACGACAUAUGAAACUUUAAAAAGUGUCUUUACAAAAACAAAGA
Messenger RNA from Pundamilia nyererei, 3027 nucleotides. RefSeq names its product leucine rich repeat containing 4C, genome duplicate b (gene lrrc4cb). Gene Ontology annotation, biological process: modulation of chemical synaptic transmission; synaptic membrane adhesion; regulation of axonogenesis. The transcript has 3 exons. The record is from RefSeq and is a predicted model, not a curated record. The coding region runs from base 954 to 2840 and encodes 628 amino acids. NCBI's taxonomy places the organism in Eukaryota, Metazoa, Chordata, Actinopteri, Cichliformes, Cichlidae. Gene Ontology annotation, cellular component: plasma membrane; glutamatergic synapse; postsynaptic density membrane. Gene Ontology annotation, molecular function: cell-cell adhesion mediator activity.